CCGUGUUGGUACGAUGCAGCAGGCUGCACGAUGCCGCCCCGCCCGGCCCCGGCGGCCACGCUAGCCCUGUACCGGCUGCUGCCGCUGAUCUCCGUCGUGGCGGCCGCCUCGGCGGCGUCCGUCCCCAGCCUGUGCGACGCCGAAGCGUGCCACUGCGACGGCGCAACGGGGGCGGUCACCUGCUCCUGCGCGGGCCGCGAGCAACAGGAGCUGUCACUGGGCGCCGAAGACGGGGGCUUCGCGCUGCCAGUGAACACGGCGUCGCUGCACGUGGAGCGGUGCGCCAACGUGACGGUGGGCGCCGGAGCCGUGUCGCAGCAGGGGCGCCUGCGCCUCGUGCACGUGGCCCACGUGGCACAGCUGCGCCUGCGCACCGCCGCCUUCGGCCGCGACGCCGCCACGCUCGAAACCUACGGGGCUUUACCCCCGCUCACCAUAAACAUCGAACGCUCCAAUGUCACCUCCAUAGAGAGCUUCGCCUUCAGAGAUCGGAUUGAAGACAUCCUUUUGCACGCAUUGCACAUCGAAUACAUAGCACCAUUCUCUUUUGCUAGUCUGGGAGAAAUGGACCGACUGGAGAUCAUAAACUGUACAAUUGACAAAAUUGAGGGACAAGCAUUCAAGAGGUUUUCUGUGGACACAUUUAUCAUAGCUGGAGGGAGUAUCAAUGGUGAAGUACACAGUCGUACUUUGUCUGAUGUAACUGUGAUGCGCGAAAUGCACAUAGAUGGACUGACAAUGGAGGAAGUGCGGAGCCAGGCAUUUGAAAUUGAAGGACCACAAGUCUUCACACUUCGUGCCUGCAACAUAAAUCGGACUCAUGGCGAAGCAUUUAGAGUGGUUGUGAGAGGGCCUGUAGAAAUGAGGAACAACUACUUCUCUGUGUUAGAUUCAGGUGCUUUUGCUGGGUUGGCUGUAGAUGGAUAUAGUCUAAGACUUCAUAAUUUAAGAAGGGUUACAUUUGAAAACAACACAGUUGGAGUCUUUCAGAAGGGUUCACUACGUUUUAACAAAACUGGUCUUGACAUAGUUCUAAGAAAGAUAGUGGUGAAUCAGCCAUGUUCAUGUUCUUCACUAGAAGAAUGGAGUUCUUAUAUACAGAAGGAUGUUCAGUAUAUCCAGUUGAAGGGAUCUGCAUCACUGUCAACAGAAGAAAUAUUGUGGUGUAUAAAGCAAGAACCGCAGAAGAGAGCUAUACUUUUUAGAGACUUCCAGAUGUUGCAGUGCAGUGCUAUACCGUCUGGAUUGAAUUUGUUCCUUCUCAUCAUCAUUCCUAUUUGUGUUCUGCUACUGGUAAUUGGUAUCUGCAUAAUUUUAAUGAGGCGGAAACAAAUUAAAAAUCGGAAGCACUGGGUUAGUGUGCCAACCUCUAACAAUUCAAAAGGUGGUGAUGAAAACAAAACUGCCAAAGAUAAGUCUGGAACACCAGAAAAUAGACUGAAACUGGUUGUUCCUGAUGGACGAACAUACAGGGAAACUGAAUUACACGUUAUUGUUGAAAGAGCAGAACCAAUAACAGAUAAUUAUCUCACUCCAUCUAAUGAUGGGAAGUGAAGACUUUCUUCAUGAAGACUGUCGAUCUUAAGUGAUUCGUAUAAGCCUAGCAUGCAUAGUGCAACAAGUACCAUGCUGUGCUAACCACAGAAUGCUAGUCACAGUACUACUUUGCUGUGUAAUGAAAUGUAUUAUGCUUUAAAAACAUCACGUAGGACGCAUUAAUUGAUACAAAACUGUGAUAUUAAAUCACUAUGUACACAAAUGUGAUAAACUGUAUGAAGUGAUGUGGAGGAAAUAAAACUGUCUACAUCCAUACAUAAUACAAGGAGUAGAUACAUGCACAUGGCAGGAGGUACUGCCAAUAUUUAACAUUGUACCAAUUGUGAUUUUUCCUUAUGUAAAUGAAAUACAAAAAAUAUGUUGAUACUAAGCAGUAUUCACAUGGAGCAAGAUACAAACUGUUUUAUUUUUUACAAGAACUAGUCAUUUUUCUCUAAACAUAUUGAAUAUGAAUGUAAAUUGUAUUUUAGUUUUGUAAACAGUUGAAAAUCAACUGUAUAUCUGACUUAAUAAAGUUUCUUCAUAUGAAUAUUAGAGUUUGGUGUACAGCGAUCAACUUAUUUAUAAAAUGUGUUUGUUAUAGCUAUUUGCCUUAAAUAGCAAAUCGUAACAUUGUUUUGGCAUAAUUAAAGCUACUCUACGA
This is a messenger RNA of Schistocerca americana (American grasshopper), 2200 nucleotides long. RefSeq lists its product as uncharacterized. The record is from RefSeq and is a predicted model, not a curated record. Bases 31 to 1554 code for a protein of 507 amino acids. Lineage: Eukaryota; Metazoa; Arthropoda; Insecta; Orthoptera; Acrididae. The transcript has 3 exons.